UCCAACCACUCUCAACCACUCUAACCCAACUCCGAUCUCUCGACGACUCGACCCAGAGUUUCCGUCCCAUGGAAGGGGAGAAGCCCGGCACGGAUCUUGAGGAGCUCAUCGGCCGGCUGAGGCUUCACCAGCCGCCUCCCUCCCCGUGUGCCGGCGAUCCAUCCACGGCGGCGACCCCAAACGCCGGCGAGCUGUUCAAGCCGCGGAGGGCCGCCGUGCUGAUCUGCCUCUUCCGGGGCUCCGCCGGGGAGCUCCGCGUCAUCCUCACCAAGCGCUCAUCUUCCCUCUCCACCCACUCAGGGGAAGUUGCAUUGCCAGGCGGAAAAACUGACGAGGGUGAUGCUGACGAUGCAGCUACAGCAUUGAGGGAGGCAGAGGAGGAGAUUGGGCUUGAUCCAUGUCUGGUCACUGUUGUUACCUCUCUCGAGCACUUCUUGUCAAAGCAUCUUCUGGUAGUUGUUCCUAUAGUUGGCAUACUCUCAGAUAUAGAAGGAUUUAAACCUGUUCUCAACAUCCAUGAGGUCGAUGACAUUUUCGAUGUGCCCCUGGAGAUGUUCCUCAAGGAUGAGAACAGGAGAUCUGAGGAGAGAGAACGGAUGGGGCAAGUCUUCACAAUCCAGUACUUCAAUUACGAGACAGAGAACCGUAAGUAUGUAAUCUGGGGUCUGACUGCCCGAAUCCUGAUCCAUGCUGCUUCCAUUGUAUACCAGCGGACACCGGACUUUGUAGAGCGAAGAUUACAGUUCAACUUGCCAAAGUACUAAGGGGUGCUCGAUGCAUUGAUCGGAUCUGCUACACACUAAUGUUUACAGUGUUAUCUCAGUUAUAUGCUGUUGAGCGUACAGCAGAGUACGCCACAUGUAGAACGUACAGGGAUUUUAAUCGAUAUACUUAGGAUUUGCAUUUUGUUUACAUUUCUUACAUCAUGUCUGUAGUCUAUAGAGUACCUGAAAUGUUGUUGUUGAUGUGACAAAAUACUUCACUGUGUGGGCUUUUGUGAUUGGAUUCUAUAAAUCUUUACUAUUAAGGUGAAA
Lolium perenne is the source of this 1034-nucleotide messenger RNA. RefSeq names its product nudix hydrolase 15, mitochondrial. Gene Ontology annotation, biological process: coenzyme A catabolic process. Gene Ontology annotation, molecular function: coenzyme A diphosphatase activity. NCBI's taxonomy places the organism in Eukaryota, Viridiplantae, Streptophyta, Magnoliopsida, Poales, Poaceae. The record is from RefSeq and is a predicted model, not a curated record.